Messenger RNA from Orbicella faveolata, 1377 nucleotides. Its product is annotated as core-binding factor subunit beta-like. Gene Ontology annotation, cellular component: core-binding factor complex; nucleus. The record is from RefSeq and is a predicted model, not a curated record. Gene Ontology annotation, biological process: regulation of transcription by RNA polymerase II. Lineage: Eukaryota; Metazoa; Cnidaria; Anthozoa; Scleractinia; Merulinidae. Gene Ontology annotation, molecular function: sequence-specific DNA binding; transcription coactivator activity.
CUUUCUUUGUAGAGCAGAGGUUUGUUUUCAGCCCAGAGAAGCGGAAGUUCGGUCAUGAAAGGUAUGAAAUUUCGAGAAAAUUGGACACGCAUUGACUGAGAUCGUUGAAUUUAGGCGGCAAGACUCGAAAGUUUCGAAGAACAUCGCUUAUUGUGCCGACACUCGACGCAAUGCCGCGGGUUGUGCCGGAGCAAAGACAAAAGUUCGAAAAUGACGAUUUAUUUAGGAAGAUGUCACGAGAAACCGAGAUCAAGUAUACAGGCUACAGAGACAGAUCGCAUGAAGAGCGCAUAGUCAGAUUUCAGACAGAAGCUCGCGAUGGCCAAGCGACAGUGGCUUUCGUGUCAUCUGGGACGAACUUCACUCUACAAUUCCCAAAAGGAGAGGAUGGAACUGUCCCGAAGGACUAUCUUGACUUCGAUCGGGAACCAGGGAAGGUCUUCAUAAAAAGUCGUUUUAUCAUGAAUGGUGUUUGCGUGGUAUGGAAGGGCUGGAUUGACCUUCAAAGACUUGAUGGCACUGGAUAUUUAGAAUUUGAUGAGGAUAAAGCCAAAUCUGAAGACAAAGUAAUGAAAGAAACAUUAGAACAAGCUAAGCGAAGAGUAGCUGAAUUUGAAGAAAGACAAAGACAAUGGCGGGAAGAACAUCAACGAAAAGAGUCUGAGGCAAGUAGCCAUCAACGUAUCAACUAUAGGUAAAUGCUUGUUUGAAUGGUUUGUACCUUCUUGUUUAUUCACUUGAUGUUGUAUAAUUUAACUAUUUUUAGGUUUGGUUUUGUUAACUUUCCCAUCACCCUGUCUCCAUCGCCAUAAGAAGUGACAGCAAAAUUCAACUGAACAAAGUGGAAAUUUGAUGAAUGCAAUAAAAAUUCAGCGAUGUUGCUUAACUGCUUUGCCAUUUUAUUUCAAAGCAGGCAAAUUCUUAGCCUGUGAACAAAGAUGGAUAUUUCCCAGCUUUUGUUUCUGCCGAAAAACAUUGGUGGUGAGAAACAAAAGCCAGAAAUCUGUCUGUGUUCACAGACUAAUGAAUUCUUGAAUUGACACAAAUUUGCAUAUUUGACAUUUCGAUCAAGUCACAGCCUACAUGCGUUCAUCUAAUUAGAGAAACAUGCACAACGAAGGCUGAUCCACAACUGUCAAAAUAAUUUGCAACUUUUAGUAAAACAUCAGUUUUGGAAACAAACCUUAUAUUGUUUUAUAUUAAGACUCAAAUUUCCACUUUGUCUCCAAAUCUGCUAUCACCUGACUCAUGAGGGUAGAAAGAAUGAAUAAUGAAUUUAAUCAAUAUUGAAACAGAAGCGAUGUUGAAUGAUUGCUUUCUUAAGUUGAAGUUUUGAACCAUUAAUUACAAAAUCAAAGUUGCAUUGUAUUAUUAAUA